Erythranthe guttata (spotted monkey flower) is the source of this 895-nucleotide messenger RNA. The record is from RefSeq and is a predicted model, not a curated record. NCBI's taxonomy places the organism in Eukaryota, Viridiplantae, Streptophyta, Magnoliopsida, Lamiales, Phrymaceae.
UCACCCAGUUUUCUUUGGCGCGAAAAUCAACUCCUCUGUUAAAACAAAAUUAGGGCUUCGGAUUGAAUUCAGUUGUCGAAGAAAUCCUACUCUGUAAGUUGCUUUUGAGCUCAGAAUGGUGACCACGCGCUCCUCAAAGCGAAAGCGCGUGAAUCAGAGCGACCCUGGAAAAGAAGAGGUGGAAGAAGAACAACCACCACAACAAGGGUUUGAUGAAAAUAGUGAAAAAACGACGGAUACAACGGCGAAAGAGGAGAAGAAAAUGGAAUCUCCGGUGGUGGUACUUGCCCAUGGGGCCGGGGCUCCUUCCUCCACCGAUUGGAUGGUCAGGUGGAAAGCUAUGUUGGCCAAGGCACUAAAUGCUGUUGAAGUAGUAACUUUCGACUACCCUUAUAUUGCUGGAGGGAAGCGAAGGGCUCCUUCAAAAGCUGAAAAAUUGGUCGAUUUUCACUGUGAACUUGUGAGAAAGACGGUGGCUAAGUACCCUGGGCAUCCACUAGUUUUGGCGGGAAAGUCCAUGGGAUCGAGAGUCAGCUGUAUGGUUGCUGGCGAAGAAGAUGUCUCUGCUUCAGCUAUAGUUUGUCUUGGUUACCCACUAAAGGGCGUGAAUGGUGCAGUACGUGAUGAGACUCUACUGCGACUUUCGGCCCCGGUAAUGUUUGUCCAGGGUAGCAAAGACGGGCUUUGUCCACUAGAAAAAUUGGAAGCUGUAAGAAAGAAAAUGAAUUCCGUAAAUGAAUUGCAUGUGAUUGAAGGGGGCGACCACUCUUUCAAAAUCGGAAAAAAGCAUCUACAAUCUACAGGAACCAAUCAAGAAGAAGCAGAAGAUCAAGCUAAUGCAAUAUAUUCUUCUCUUUUCGUUGCUUUGGGAUUGGAAAGGAGAUUCAAAGUAUGA